GUAAACCUUACAAACACUGCGCACACGAGUUUAGCAAAGUGGAGAUUACAAGGAGACAUUGAAGGCAGCACCAGUCUUUUCAUUGUAUUCACUGGGAGAAAUGACUUGUGUGUUUUCUGUGCUGAUGUAGUUCGCCGUAGAUUCAACUUUAAUACUGCUGUGCGGUGCUGUGCUAAAAUGGCGGCAUUCUGCAGGCAGUAGCACUAAAAGCUGCGGAAGAGCAGAUUUCUAGCUGCUCAACAACAUCCAGAAGACACCAAAUGCUACCGAGCUACACAGUUAGCAUCUUAGCUGUUCGUCUACUUGAAGACAUCACUGAGUGCUGCUAACGGGGUGUUCAGUUUGUGCCACAGUGACUGACGAAAUGACCUCAGCUUCAACUAAAGUUGGGGAGAUCUUCUCUGCUGCUGGAGCUGCCUUCACCAAACUAGGAGAACUCACCAUGCAGCUUCACCCAGUAGCAGAUUCCAUUCCUGCAGGCUGUCAGACAAAGAGCACAGUAAAGAGGAAACUCUAUGAAGAUGGACCACUUCCAGCCUCCUCUGACGGCCCCAAGAAGGUCGUCAAAAAAGCCACCGCGGCUGUUGCCAGGACAACACAGGGGACUCCAGGUGGCGUCACUGCUCAGGCUGUGGCGUCAGGACUGCAGGGGCCCCAGUCGGGCCAACUCCCCAUAAAGAAACAGAAAACUGCAGAUGUGACCCUCAGUGCUCUGAAUGACUCAGAUGUCAACAGUGAUCUAGUGGACAUCGAGGGACUGGAUGAAGGAUCCAACUCCAAAAAGCUCAACAACUUUGAUCAAGAUACAUUGAACCUGGACUCCAGCCUCAUCAUGAACCCUAGUGACCUUCCUCUGCUCUCUCGCUGACCUUUCACUUUCUGCGGAUUUCAUAGAAAUGAUGGACAAACUAUGAAAAAAGAUGUGAAAAACUGGAAAUAUCUUGUGAGUCAGAUGACGCUGGACACCCAUGCAAGAGGCACUGAAGAUGAUGUGGGGUCAUGCAGAACUCCACUAACGCUUGUUAGCCCUAAUGUGUUUGUUAUUUUUUUAAUACAAGACAUUUUUUAGGAUGUUUUGUCUCCUCAUUGACUUUUGCUUCGUCGGGGCCUCCAGAAAUAUUUACAAGACAGACUUUAUGCAGAGACAAAGUUGUACUCAGAUUUAUACUUGGAGUGUAUCUUUCAAGAGAAGCCAUCGACAAGAUGACACACUGUUUUGCAAAGGGACUUGAAAGCAAAUUGACAGAAGAUAUCUGUCUCAGUAAUGUAAACAAGACUAUUUUAUUCAAUUCUGGUUCAGUUUAGAUUUAGCAGAUUUCAACAUAAGUUUGAACAGUUGUUAGUGUGUUGAGUACAGUAGACAUUUUGAAGAAAUGCAUGAUUGCUUCCUGUUCGUUUUCAGUAUGAAGUGUCUACAUUCAUCCUUCCAGCAACAGGGUUACAAGAAGAGAUGACAGAUUAAAUUGUACACUUUCCUCAAAAGGUAAACGUAAUGAGCCAUUGCUUGUUGUUUUUAAGGCCCGUGUCACGAGAAAACAACAUAAUUGUCUCACUUUAUUGAGAUAAACCAUGCUUGGAUAAAGUCGCAGAAACAUUUGAGUCAACAGAAAGGCAGUAAAGAAAAAAACUACUUAAUGAUCACUUACUAAGAGGGUGCUUUACAAGGUUCUCAGCCUCAGACUUUCAGUGUUGGGGCAUAACUUUAAAUUACUGUAUCACUUUCCACAAAAAAAACAAAGGAAAGGGAGAGGAAAGCUUGAAGCUGGUGUGCUGUGGCUGCAGGACAGUGUGCAUCCAAACAGCAUGGUGGCAGAAGCAGCUAAAUAUGGCUUUGAAGUCUUACCCCAUGCACCACACUUAACCAAAUUGAAACCACAUUUACGAGUGGUGAUGAAGUCAUCCGUGCUGUUUACGAGCACAUGGAGCCUUAAGAUGUAACUUUCUUCUGCAAUGGGAUGGCAACGCUUGAACACUGGUGGACUGAAGGCACAGAAGUUAAAGGAGACUAUGCUGAAGCUACUAACUGAAUGGGUUUGAAAAUUUAAGGUUUCAUUUUUUAUUAUUAAUUUAGUGUAAUGACAGGAAUUAGAGGAAAGCGCUCUGUCUAAACAACUUUUAACUUUGUUCAUUUGUUCCUUUUUGGACAUUAACAUAAAAGGUUGUGUGGUUUCAAUAGGAAGUGUGUGUUGGAACUACCUGUUGCAGAAAUGCAUUGUUAUAUUGUCUUGAAAGUUGUUUUAUGUGACAGUGAGUCAUUAAAAAUACUCACUUGUCAGCACCUGUUCUGUGUGUCUGUCACAUCACUGCAACACUGUAACCUUGCAAGCGGCAAAAACUCUUCUUCACCUUUAACAGCCUUUGGAGCGGUGAGAUUUCUGAGGUAAAGACCAUCAUUUUUCCUGUUGGGCAGCUUUUUAAUGGUUUUAAUGUUCAUGUCCUGCAAGCAAAUAUAACUGAUCUGUCUUACAUCAGCUUAUUCAAUUGUAAACUAAAUAAAUGGAACUCAUUCAUCAAGCUGGCUGUAUGGUAAGAACAUUUGUAGAGGCAUAAUGUUAACUUCAUGCAGUGUUUACAUUACUCCGUCUGCUGAAGCUAUUUACCCAAUGACAGACAUUCACAAAAUAUACAGCCAAACUGAAUGACAUCAGUCUGUUUUGGAAUACCCAGGAAAAUUCAUCCAUAUAGCUUCAAUAUUUCAUAAAGAGGCAGUGAACCGGGAAACCCUUUUUCCACAAAUAAUUGGGCAGGAACUACUUUAAAACAGGAUUACAGGUGGUCGUAGCUCAAGGUAGAUGCUGCAGAAGUUUGUAAAGCACGUGUUCCCACUAACUUUUUCAAAAAAAGGGUUCAAAGGAAAGUCUAAACUGUAAGCAUACUGUGCAGUGAGUUUUGUACAAAAUGAUAGGAGCUUAAUCAGGGCAAACAGUAACUUAAUGAUGACAGAGUUAACUUGUGACAGUAUUUGAUUAGGACUCAAACAGUCUGAAGUUUGUUGUUGAGAGAUGACGUCGUUUCACAUUACUGAACUGCAAGUACAUGCAGAUAUUAACUUUCCCAAAUUCGGCUGUUAUCAUCGAUAAUUUAAAAAAAACAAUUAACUACCUGAUAUUUUUCUCUCUGUUAAUGAUCUGAGUAUGUAGUAACAAAUUAGGUCAUAAAUUGUGAGCAACAUAAUUAAAUUUGUAUGUAUGUGUGUACUUGCACAGACCUUUGUUACAUGGUUAUAUUGUGCUAGUAUAUUUUGUAUUCUGACUUUGGGUGGCUCUUUUUUCACCAGUGUUUUACUGGUUUUAAGCAAUCCAGAUGUAACUGACUAACUUCUUCAUACUCUGCUCAUUAUUGUGUGGUUGUGUAUUGGUUUCAUCUCUCCAAAGAAUGUUGUUCCUGACCUGGGCAGGAUUUUUUUUAGAUGUUAGUUUAUUUAUUGUUCUAGCACAGUUUAAUGUUGUCUCCCUUAGUCUUGAGUUUGCCAUUGCUUUGCAUCUUGACGUGCAUUCCUUCCUUUUAAGAAUGAAUUAAAUUGUUUAUUUGACCUCUCCUUAAGUUUCUGGUGUAUCUCAAAUUGGUCUGUCUUUUCAGAUCUAAUGAUGGCCUUCUCCACAUGUCUUUAAAACGCAUUUUGAAAGAUGCCAUGAACAGCUACCAAAUAUUGGAAAUAGAAAUGAUGUAACAAAUGGAGUCUUUUUCUUUGUCAGUAUGUAUAAGGAAAUUGGCUGUUUUCUUCUUCAAUAAAUGGUUUGCACACUUCUGUCA
Molecule: messenger RNA, 3753 nt
Organism: Acanthochromis polyacanthus (spiny chromis)
Lineage: Eukaryota; Metazoa; Chordata; Actinopteri; Pomacentridae
Product: chromatin complexes subunit BAP18
Exons: 5
Coding region: 365-868 (167 amino acids)
Cellular component (GO): NURF complex; MLL1 complex
Source: RefSeq, a predicted model, not a curated record